UACGUCAUCACGCACAAACACGGAAACAGAAAACGAAACGUUCUCUGUCGUCUUCAACAGUGAGAGUUGGGUCUUUGCGCCUUUAGCGUCCAUUUUCCGAGGUGUGUCAGGAUGGUGGUGCUUUCUAAGGAGUAUGGAUAUGUGGUUUUGACUGGUUUUGCCAGUAUGGUCAUGGUGGGACACCUGGCCUUGAAAGUUGUUAAAGCCCGGAAGAAGUACGACGUGCGGUAUCCUCAGAUGUACAGUGAUGACCCUGAGAAUGGACACAUCUUCAACUGCAUCCAGCGUGCCCACCAGAACACACUGGAAGUGUACCCCGCUUUUCUAUUCUGCCUGGCCAUCGGUGGUUUGCAUUGCCCUCGUCUCGUUAGUGGACUUGGAGUCGUGUGGAUCGUUGGCAGAGAGGUGUACGCACAUGGCUACUCAUCAGGAGAACCCAAAAAGCGAAAAUAUGGAGCGUUUGGGACUCUGGCCUUAUUUGGGAUGAUGCUGAGCACAUUAAACUUUGGUCGCCAUCUGCUGGGCUGGGCUGGGCCGCAGUUUGGGCCCUUCCGUACCAAGUGUUGUCAUUAAAGGAUGGAAGACUUCCUUUUGCCGUUGCUCAAUCUUUAUUACUCUAAUCAAAGCAACUAAACACGACGUAAAGACUCUUCCUUGUAGCAUGUCUGCUGGUUUGUGACCAGUGUAACAAGUUGAGUUCAUGUUGACAAGUGAUCAGACUGGUUUUCUGCAAAUAUACAGUUAGAUUUCUUGAUGUGGUGCACUGACAGAUCAGUAUUCCCAUUUCAAACAGGAGCUGAGUUUAUCUUUAUAUGAUGUUUAGCUGCACCCUGAUUCUGAGAAUGUACCGGUAAUCUUUUGCUUACAUAACCUGUAAUAUUGUGUGUUUGUUUCAAAAAUAAGUGUAGAUGACAUCACCUCAAUUUGUUGCUUUUACCAAGUUUAAAAAUAAAGAUUUUGUACCUUACUGGUCAUUGAA
This is a messenger RNA of Nematolebias whitei (Rio pearlfish), 979 nucleotides long. RefSeq names its product microsomal glutathione S-transferase 3a (gene mgst3a). NCBI's taxonomy places the organism in Eukaryota, Metazoa, Chordata, Actinopteri, Cyprinodontiformes, Rivulidae. Gene Ontology annotation, molecular function: glutathione peroxidase activity; glutathione transferase activity. The record is from RefSeq and is a predicted model, not a curated record. The transcript is spliced from 6 exons. Gene Ontology annotation, cellular component: membrane; endoplasmic reticulum; nuclear envelope. Bases 112 to 573 code for a protein of 153 amino acids.